AUGAUCGCCGCUGCACGCUUUGCCUACCCUUCAACCAUUCAAACACGCCUGAACUCGACUCAGGAAGAUAAUGGUGGAUUCAAAGUCAGAUAUGUUCAAUCUGUUAAACCCGAGAAGGAGCGUGAGCGCCGUCAAUAUAUCAGUGAAGGACCUGUACCUAAAUGUUCCUUGUACAUUGGAAACCUUUUCUUCGAUGUCACGGCCGAAGAUCUGCGUAAGCACUUUGAACAAUUCGGUACCGUUGAGAGUGCUAUGAUUGUGCACGAUGCCAGAGGAUUGAGCAAGGGUUUCGGUUACCUCAACUUCAGCACCAUCGAAGAAGCCACCAAUGCCAUUGCCCAACAACACGGUGAUAUCUUUGAAGGCCGUGAGAUUGUCGUGCAAUUUGCCAACACUACCUACAAGUCCCGCCGCGAUGACACUGUGCCCACUUUGACCCUCUACAUUGGCAACCUCCCCUACGAACUGACAGAUGUGGAUCUGCAGGAGCUGCUCGAUGAUCUCAAGGGUGUCAGGGAUGUCCGUAUCCCCGUCGACCGCCGCACCGGUCUUCCCCGCGGGUUCGGACACGUGGACUUUUCUGAACAGAGAUACGCCACUGAGGGCAAGGAAUUGCUUUCUCGCAAGGCCCCUUACGGACGCAAGCUGAUCGUCAACUAUGCUAAGCGUAAGCUUAUGACCCCUGAGAGCCAUGCUCGUCAUCAGGACAGGAAGAUCGAGAAGAAACAGGCACACCAAAUGCGCCAGGCAGAACUCAAAGCCGGCACACAGGCACCUGAGUUCCAGGAGAACGAGCCUACAAAAGAGCAAGCGCAGGAGCCGGUAAAUGAGCAGGAGCAGAAGUAA
Molecule: messenger RNA, 846 nt
Organism: Penicillium soppii
Lineage: Eukaryota; Fungi; Ascomycota; Eurotiomycetes; Eurotiales; Aspergillaceae
Product: nucleic acid-binding protein
Exons: 2
Coding region: 1-846 (281 amino acids)
Molecular function (GO): RNA binding
Source: RefSeq, a predicted model, not a curated record